UGUCCUCCUCAUCCUCGGCUUCUUCCCCUCCAACAAUGGCAAUCCUUUUCGCCGCCCACUAUCUGCUUUUUUAAGCUUUUAUUUGCUUUUAGAUUUUUCUUCGUUGUUCUCCAACCAACAUGCCGGUGUUACAUAAAUCGAACAAAAAAAAAUCGUUUUUUCAAACCUCUCUACCCUAUCUCUCACGCUUAGUUUUUUCCGUAACUGCAUCUUUGUUUUUUUUUCUUCACCUCUACAAAACAAAUGCAUGAACUUCAGGAACACAUUCAUUAAAUAAAUAAAUUUCUCUAUAUCAUCUUUCUUGCCUUUUACUAUCCUCUUUAAACGUUGUUAUAUCAUGGUUCUUCCUUUUCACCAUCCUUUUUAUUUAGGGGGUUAGUGUGAACAAGCAACAAGGAAAGGGCUAUAACAACCUUACUAGAAUGAGCAAUAUGAGAUGUCAACACUGUGCAGGCCCUCUUUCGAAGGAUAUGGAAACAAGUGCUUGGACAAUUCCUCCUCUUAUUAGGGAUAGCUUCUCUAUGAUUGGCUCUGCUGUUGGUGGUACUGCUAGUGCUUUCUAUGGAUUUAACAAUGUGAUGCCUGUUGUCCAGAGAUCAGUGAAAGGGCCAAUGUGGUUGCAUUUUCUUAUUGGUGCUCCUCCUGUGAUUAUAUUUUCUUCGGCUUGUGCAGGAAUGACAGGUGGUGCAGUUCCAGCUUUGGCCCAACUUGUUGCUUCAUCUUAUCAUUCAUUAACAUCGUCUUCAGAGGAUGAUAAGACUCAGGAUUCAAGAUCUUCUUCCUUGUAGUGAUAAUGUAUACAGUGGGGAUUCUUAUAGUAUAGGUUUAUACAUACAAAUCUUAUAUUCCGCUUGAGGAUAAGACGAAAUUAUUUAUUUAUUUAUUUAUUUAUGUGUGCUACAUUUAUUUUCGUUGUGAGCUACAUGAUCUCGAGCUGUGAGUCUUUAGGUUUUGGCCUCUUAAAAUGAAAUGCAUGGUUCUUGUUAUA
Molecule: messenger RNA, 988 nt
Organism: Cucumis sativus (cucumber)
Lineage: Eukaryota; Viridiplantae; Streptophyta; Magnoliopsida; Cucurbitales; Cucurbitaceae
Exons: 7
Coding region: 423-788 (121 amino acids)
Source: RefSeq, a predicted model, not a curated record